AGAUACAGUGGGUGGGGGAGCUCUACAGACGUCACAAGCUUGUGAGGCCACAGACAGCUUGUGAGGCAACCCCAGUACAUUCAGCUCAUUGGAGAGAAUGGCCAAAGGGAGGCGUUUCAACCCGUCUUUGAAUAAUGACGGAAGAUGGUUCACUCACACUGGUCUGACGGAGAAGACACCAGAAUCCAUCACGUGUACUUCCCUGAAGGAAACCCACUGCCCAUACUUGUCUGAGCAGGUGGAGAGGAGGCUGCCACCAAUCUACAAAAUUCGAGAGAAGCAAGCAGCAAACAAAAACUUCCCUUUCUCUGUGCAUGACAACCGCCACAGUUUCCAGAACUCUGGAUACUAUUUUGACUCUGGCUUGGGGCGCAAGAAGUUCACCCCAGAUCAAAAGCAACACAUUUCUAGAAAUUUCAAUCUCUGGGCCUGUGACUACAUCCCAUCCAAUUUUGAUGGUCUUUCAAAUAACCAAACAUCCUACGUACCUAAGAAAGCUGUGGUGAUCUCAACUUUCCGACGAUUUCCAAGAUAUUAUGAUGAGAAAUGGAGUGACUACAAGUUUGCUUACAACCAAAACUGUGCAAAGUUUUUGGGAUACCAGCCAAAUGGAGAGCUUGCUGUUGACCCAAAGGUUGUCUCUCCCCAGGCUUGUGCAGGAUCCCUAAACCUUCCAGAGGCUCUUGAUGAGGUUUGUGAUGUUAUCCCAUCAGGCGGUCAUAAAGACUCUGACCCAACACUACCUCAUGAUUGCUGAAAUACUUUUGUGAUUUUUAUAAGGUUGAAAAAUUCUUAGGAAGGUACGUGAAGCUAUUGCAUGUGUAAAUUAACUGCUAAGAUUGUCAUGUUAACCUUUGGGGGUUUUAAAAAAAAUUUUGUACUUCAUAUAUGAUUAAAUUAUCAUUUUGAAAUCUU
Messenger RNA from Mus musculus (house mouse), 915 nucleotides. It is a transcript of the gene Tex36, whose product is annotated as testis expressed 36. Lineage: Eukaryota; Metazoa; Chordata; Mammalia; Rodentia; Muridae. The transcript has 4 exons. The coding region runs from base 98 to 757 and encodes 219 amino acids. The record is from RefSeq and is marked provisional.